GGCGCGGAGUGUGCGGCGGUCGGCUCCGGGGCAGCCAGCCUCUUGCCUUCUCCCACCGCGGGCGCGCGGUUCCCCGUGGGCCAACGGCGGGCAGCCGAGGCCGAGACGCCCCAGGGUGUCCUUAGCGCCCCGCAGCACCGCGACAGCCGCGCCGAUCGGGUUCCUUGGGGAGACUUGGACUUGUUCGAGACCCGAUGGCCAAAAGAAAGGAAGAAAAUUUCUUCUCUCCUGAAAAUGCCAAAAGACCGAGGCAAGAAGAGCUGGAUGAUUUUGACAAAGACGGUGAUGAAGAUGAAUGUACAGUUUCUUUCACUAAUGGUACCUCUACUUUGACCGCAGCAGAAGUUGGAAUAAUUGAGAGUAUUCAGCUAAGAAACUUUAUGUGUCAUUCGAUGCUUGGACCCUUUAAAUUUGGUUCUAAUGUCAACUUUGUUGUUGGCAACAAUGGAAGUGGGAAGAGCGCCGUCCUCACAGCUCUCAUCGUUGGCCUUGGAGGAAAAGCCGUCGCUACUAAUAGAGGCUCUUCUUUAAAAGGUUUUGUGAAGGAUGGACAGAACUCAGCAGAUAUCUCAAUAACAUUAAGGAACAGAGGAGAUGAUGCCUAUAGAGCAAAUGUGUACGGCAACUCUAUAGUCGUGCAGCAGCACAUCAGCAUGGAUGGAAGUCGAUCUUAUAAACUAAAAAGUGAAACAGGCACUGUGGUUUCUACUAGAAAAGAAGAGCUGAUUGCAAUUCUUGACCAUUUUAACAUACAGGUGGAUAAUCCAGUUUCUGUUCUAACACAAGAGAUGAGCAAGCAGUUCUUGCAGUCUAAAAAUGAGGGAGACAAAUACAAAUUCUUUAUGAAAGCAACCCAACUUGAACAGAUGAAAGAAGAUUAUUCGUAUAUUAUGGAAACAAAAGAAAGAACAAAGGAGCAGAUAAAUCAAGGAGAAGAGCGACUUAUUGAGCUAAAACGCCAGUGUUUGGAGAAAGAAGAACGUUUUCAAAGUAUUGCUGGUUUAAGUACAAUGAAGACUAAUUUAGAAUACUUGAAACAUGAAAUGGCUUGGGCAGUGGUCAAUGAAAUUGAAAAACAAUUGAAUGCUAUCAGAGAUAAUAUCAAAAUUGGGGAAGAUCGUGCUGCUAGACUUGACAGGAAGAUGGAAGAACAGCAGGUUAGACUUAAUGAAGCAGAAAAAAAAUACAAAGAUAUUCAAGAUAAACUGGAAAAGAUUAGUCAAGAGACAAAUGCACGAGCACCAGAAUGUAUGGCAUUGAAAACAGAUGUUACUGCUAAGAAAAGGGUCUAUAAUGAAGCUGAGGUUUUGUAUAAUCGUUCUCUAAACGAGUAUAGAGCAUUAAUGAAAGAUGAUGAACAGCUUUGCAAAAGGAUUGAAGAACUAAAGAAAAGUACUGAUCAAUCUUUGGAACCUGAACGAUUGGAAAGACAAAAAAAAAUAUCUUGGUUAAAAGAGAGAGUAAAGGCCUUGCAGGAUCAAGAAAGCUCAAUCAAUCAAGAGAUCGAACAGUUUCAGCAAGCCAUAGAAAAGGACAAGGAAGAACGGAUCAGAAUUAAGAGAGAAGAAUUAGAUGUCAAGCAUACACUGAGCUAUAAUCAGAGGCAACUGAAAGAAUUAAAAGAUAGUAAAACUGAUCGACUGAAAAGAUUUGGCCCUCACGUUCCAGCCCUUCUUGAAGCAAUAGAUGAUGCCUAUAGACGUGGGCAUUUUACCUAUAAACCCGUGGGCCCUUUAGGAGCUUGCAUUCAUCUUCGUGACCCUGAACUUGCUUUGGCUAUUGAAUCUUGCUUGAAAGGACUUCUGCAGGCCUAUUGUUGCCAUAACCAUGCUGAUGAAAGAGUUCUUCAGGCACUGAUGGAAAGGUUUUAUUCACGAGGGACCUCACGGCCACAGAUAAUAGUUUCUGAGUUUCGGAAUGAGAUGUAUGAUGUAAGACACAGAGCUGCUUAUCAUCCAGAGUUUCCAACAGUCCUGACAGCUUUAGAAAUAGAUAAUGCAGUGGUUGCAAACAGCCUGAUUGACAUGAGAAGCAUAGAGACAGUGCUUCUGAUCAAAAAUAAUUCUGUAGCUCGUGCAGUAAUGCAGUCCCAAAAGCCACCCAAGAAUUGUAGAGAAGCUUUUACUGCUGAUGGUGAUCAAGUCUUUGCAGGACGUUACUAUUCAUCUGAAAAUACAAGACCUAAAUUCCUGAGCAAAGAUGUGGAUUCUGAGAUAAGUGACUUGGAGAAUGAAGUUGAAAAUAAGAAGGCCCAGAUAUUAAAUCUUCAGCAACAUUUGUCUGCCCUUGAAAAAGAUAUUAAGCGUAAUGAAGAGUUUCUUAGAAGGCGCCAAAUACAUUAUAGAGAGUUAAAGGUAAAAAUAACAGAAAGUACUUCUGAAAUUCGGGAACUUGAGAAUAUAGAAGAACACCAGUCUGUAGAUAUUGCAACGUUGGAAGACGAAGCCCAAGAAAAUAAAAUCAAAAUGAAAAUGGUUGAGAAAAAUAUGGAACAACAAAAAGAAAAUAUGGAACAUCUUAAAAGUCUGAAAAUAGAAGCAGAAAACAAGUAUGAUUCAAUUAAACAGAAAAUUAAUCAGCUCUCAGACCUAGCAGAACCACUUAAGGAUGAAUUAAACCUUGCUGAUUCUGAAGUGGAUAACCAGAAACGAGGGAAGCGGCAUUAUGAGGAAAAGCAGAAAGAACAUUUGGAUACUUUAAAUAAAAAGAAACGAGAACUCGACAUGAAAGAAAAAGAACUAGAGGAGAAAAUGUCACAAGCAAGACAAAUCUGCCCAGAACGGAUAGAAGUCAAAAAAUCUGCAUCAAUUCUGGACAAAGAAAUUAAUAGAUUAAGACAAAAGAUACAAGCAGAACAUGCUAGUCAUGGAGAUCGAGAAGAAAUAAUGAGGCAAUAUCAAGAAGCAAGAGAAACCUAUCUUGAUCUGGAUAAUAAAGUAAGGACUUUAAAAAGGUUUAUUAAAUUGCUGGAAGAAAUAAUGACUCAUAGAUACAAAACAUAUCAACAAUUUAGAAGGUGUUUGACUUUACGAUGCAAAUUGUACUUUGACAACCUAUUGUCUCAGAGGGCUUAUUGUGGAAAGAUGAAUUUUGACCACAAGAAUGAAACUCUGAGCAUAUCAGUUCAGCCUGGAGAGGGAAACAGAGCUGCUUUCAAUGACAUGAGAGCCUUAUCCGGAGGAGAACGUUCUUUUUCCACAGUUUGCUUCAUUCUUUCUCUAUGGUCCAUUGCUGAGUCUCCUUUCAGAUGCCUGGAUGAGUUUGAUGUCUACAUGGACAUGGUUAACCGGAGGAUUGCAAUGGACAUGAUACUCAAGAUGGCAGAUUCCCAGCGUUUCAGACAGUUUAUCUUGCUUACCCCUCAAAGCAUGAGUUCACUUCCAUCAAGUAAACUGAUUAGAAUCCUUCGAAUGUCUGACCCUGAAAGAGGACAAACUACAUUGCCUUUCCGACCUGUGGGUCAAGAGGAAGAAGAAGACCGAAGUUGAUCUGUAACUUCCUAUGGCCUACGCCGUAUCCUCAUGUUGAAGGAUUUGUAAAGGGAAACAGAUUCAGGAGUAUGUAAUGAAAUAAAAUGAAACUGAAGAUAAUCUAAAAAUAAAAGAAAAUUCCUUUAUAUUUCUGGCCCCAAUAAAAUAUGUAAAUAAGUCUAGAAAGCCUACUACAACCAGCAAUUUAAGAUUUCUGUUACUUUACUUUGAGGAAAUUAAUUUCAUAGUAUUGGUUUUAAAUCUUUUUUUAAGUUCGUUUUUUUUAACCAUCUACUUUUAUAGAUUGUUUUUCAGAAGUAAAAUUUUGUAUAUAUGUACAUGUACAUAUCUGUUUAGUUUGGGUUCAUUUCUAUGGUAUUUUGUAAGAAUUAAAAUAAAAGUUUGAGCACCUGA
Odobenus rosmarus divergens (Pacific walrus) is the source of this 3884-nucleotide messenger RNA. RefSeq names its product structural maintenance of chromosomes 6 (gene SMC6). The coding region runs from base 195 to 3488 and encodes 1097 amino acids. Gene Ontology annotation, cellular component: site of double-strand break; Smc5-Smc6 complex; nucleus. Lineage: Eukaryota; Metazoa; Chordata; Mammalia; Carnivora; Odobenidae. Gene Ontology annotation, biological process: double-strand break repair via homologous recombination. The transcript has 27 exons. Gene Ontology annotation, molecular function: single-stranded DNA binding; ATP hydrolysis activity; damaged DNA binding. The record is from RefSeq and is a predicted model, not a curated record.